UAUUUUUAAUUUGAAGACAAAAGACGGACAUUCUCAAGCAGAGUAAAACAGAGAUAUAGGUAUUUGCUACGAUUUUUUUUUCAAAAUUUUCUCGCGAAUUUGGCAAUAGUUUGCGGCGUAAAUUAAUAAAAGUUGUCUAAAAUUUAAUAUUUGAUAGCUGCCUAAAUGACACACCAAAUCGUGAACUAGUUCCGAGAGAGUGUAAAAUGUACUCGUAGUCAGAUUUGUCAUUGUUCUCUAGUGAAGGGUAUAAAAAAAAGUAUAGUCGAAACGCGUCAACGGUGUUCGCCAAAGCUCAGAAUCGCAGUGGAUACAUUCGAAUCAUCUUGUUUGCGAUACUUUGCUAAAAUCGGCAACUGGUUCAAACGUUUGGUAAUGGAAUUGCACCAACGGAAGCAGAAUUCAACAUCCUCCUCAUCCUCAUCUGGUGCAUCACCUGGUAACGUAGUAGGCAGUGUGGGAGCUGGCAACAAAAACGAUUACGACAGUUCUCACAGCAGCAGUAACACUGAGGAAUACACCGAAACGGACGAACGGCGUCGCCGAAUGAUGAAAAACCGUGCGAGAAACAAUCGUUUGAUGCAGCAACACGUUCAACAGCAAACCACGGUAUCCGUACCAAAACCAUCAUCGUCGCUCAAAAAGGUACUGGACUCCGAGGAUCGUAUCACAUUAGUUGUGGACAACACAACGUUUUCAAUCAAUCCAUCAUUAUUUACUGCACAUCCGAACACAAUGCUUGGUCGUAUGUUUAGCUCAGGAAUGGAAUUUACACAUCCAAAUGACCGCGGUGAAUACGAGGUUGCUGACGGCAUUUCGCAUACUGUUUUUCGGGCUGUUCUCGAAUACUAUCGGAAUGGUAUUAUUCGUUGUCCGCCUACAGUGUCCGUACAGGAGCUGCGUGAGGCAUGCGAUUAUUUGCUAAUUCCGUUCACGGCGGAUACUAUAAGAUGCCAAAACUUGCGUGGACUGCUACACGAGCUUAGCAACGAAGGAGCUCGCGAGCAGUUCGAAGUGUUCCUUGAAUCACUAAUCCUGCCAUUGAUGGUGGCUUCGGCCGAGCGUGGCGAUCGAGAGUGUCACGUUGUCGUGCUCUCUGAUGAUGACGUCGUUGAUUGGGACGAAGAAUAUCCUCCUCAAAUGGGUGAAGAGUACUGCCAGACCGUGUCCAGCACGGCAAUGUAUCGUUUCUUUAAGUAUAUUGAGAACCGUGACGUGGCUAAGCAGGUGCUGAAGGACCGAGGUCUGAAAAAAAUCCGUCUCGGUAUCGAGGGCUAUCCAACUUACAAGGAAAAAAUCAAGAAACGACCGAGCGGUCGAGUGGAAGUGAUCUAUAACUACUUGCAGCGACCGUUCAUUCACAUGUCGUGGGAGAAAGAGGAGGCUAAGAGCCGUCAUGUGGAUUUCCAAUGUGUGAAAUCGAAAUCUGUGACGAACCUGGCAGAAGCAACGGCUGAUCCGGCGCUUGAGUUGGAUUCUGCAGGAAAUCAACUCCCACAACGUCAUUUCGAUAUUUCCAAUGAACCUGAUGUAGAUGCUAUUCGUCCGAUUGUUGCGGCAGCUAUAGCUCUAGAUGGCGAAGAAGGUGCUGUCGGUGGAAUAAUCAACCCGGAAGAAAUCGCUGGUUCUGAUGAACCUCAGUAAAUAAUAAAGUUGUCAUAUUAUUUGAAAACUCUAUAACAACAGCAUCCGCGCUAUCUGCACAUUUGCUAAGCUGCGUUAGAAAAAAUCUACAUUUUAAUCCCAGA
Molecule: messenger RNA, 1748 nt
Organism: Wyeomyia smithii (pitcher-plant mosquito)
Lineage: Eukaryota; Metazoa; Arthropoda; Insecta; Diptera; Culicidae
Gene: mri
Product: BTB/POZ domain-containing protein 10
Exons: 4
Coding region: 376-1644 (422 amino acids)
Biological process (GO): positive regulation of phosphorylation
Cellular component (GO): cytoplasm
Molecular function (GO): protein binding
Source: RefSeq, a predicted model, not a curated record